AUGUGCAAAAUCCUAGACCAGGUUAAGGAUCAAGCUUCAUCACUUCUUAAAUCCUCGCUUGAGCGGGAGAAAAUCGAUGGAAAGUUUGGUUACACGAUAGAGUCGCUGGAGAAGAAGGAUGAGCGUCUGAGAGUGGUUGAAGCGAGGGAGAAGGAAAUUGGUUUGCUUGAGGAGACGAUUUCUGUGAAGCUAAAGGAGAAAGAGACGGAAUUUCAUUUUAGACAUGUCACUGAAGAGUCUCUCGUGAGAUUUGUGGUUGAGAAGCAGAUUGAAGAAGUAGUGAGACAACUUAAAGCAGAGGAGAACAAGCUCGUUUCGCUUCACCGUUCAACGAAGAAGAAAUUUGAAGGUAUAAUGAGUGAGUUUGAUGCGAAGAAAGCUGAUGGACGCAGGCUUUUUGAGUCGAUCCAUGAGAAGUUGUCUGUGUUAGAGAAAGCAGAGAAGGGUUUUGAUAUGAAACAGAGAGCUGAGACGGAGAGAUUGAAGGAGGAAAGUAAGAAGCUUGAAGCAAGGAGGAAUGAGAUUUGCUCACUUGAGGAAGGUAUCAAAGAGAAUUCUGCUGAGUUGAAGAUAAAGGAGGAGACUUUUGAGCUGAAACAGAGAACUGAGACAGAGAGAUUGAAGGAGGAAAGUAAGCAGCUUGAAGCAAGGAGGAAUGAGCUUAGCUCACUUGAGGAAGGUAUCAAAGAGAAGUAUGCUGAGAUGAAGAUAAAGGAGGAGACUUUUGAGCUGAAACAGAAGGAUCUUGAAGUUAAGGAGAAGAGACUGGAAAGAAUGUUGAGAGAGCUUGAAGAGAAGCAGAUGGAGUUUGAAGACGGAUCAAAACAACAACUUGUAAAAGCAGAGACUCGAAAAAGAUCCAACCUUGAAGUUGAGCCUCUUGUUCCUCUGCUGGUAGAGAGAGAUAGUGAUGCUGGUUCUCUUACACCUCUAGCGAAAAAACACAAAACUGAAGCUAAUGAUGGAGAGAUUGGAGGAAUUGUCUGCUGCACUGAGAAAAGUGAUGAGUCUCCUAAGCCAUUAGCUUGUCUUGAGGCAAAGUUUAAUAAUUUUAGCAAGUCAAUGAGCUCUUUUGCUGUUGAUCAAGUGUGGGCAUUACAUGAUCCUAGAGAUGAUAUGCCUAGGAGCUAUGCUCAGAUCAGGACAAUCUUUAGCUCUCACUCGAGUCUGCAGGUGACAUUGCUUGAACAUGUUGAAAUCCCAAAAGAUGAGAAAUUUAUUCGCCAAGCUUGUGGGAGGUUUGAAUAUGGAGAUACAGAGAUCAAAAGCCAUUUGAUGUUUGCUCAUGAGAUGGAUCACACCAAAUGUGACAAAAGUGUCGUACUUUACCCAAGAGAAGGCGAGACAUGGGCUCUUUUCAGAGAUUGGAACGCAAGUUGGAAGAGUAACUCUGAUCUUCACGAGUUUCCUCACAGAUACGACGUUGUGGAAGUGAUCUCCGAGUUCGACGAUGAGAUGGGCAUUGCAGUGGCGUAUAUGGGGAGAGUUGAAGGAUUUGCAUCUGUUUUUAACCGUGCUGAGAGACAUGGAAUCAUCCAGAUGAUGAUCUCACCAGGGGAGAUGCAGAUGUUCUCUCAUAAAGUUGAGUCGGUUAGGUUGAGAGGAGACGAGAAAGAGGGAGUCCCAGCUGGUGGGUUUGAGCUAGACCCUGCUGCUACGUUGAGAUAUGAUCAUUUGCUUGAGGAUUGUGGUAGUGAAAUGGAGCAGAAGAGCGUGUUGCUUUCAGCGUUAGGAGUUGGUGUUGGUUUAGGGAUUGGGCUAGCGUCCGGUCAGGGUUUGGGUAAAUGGGCAAACGGGUCUGUUUCUGCAGAGGAUGGGCUCACCGGAGAAAAGAUUGAGCAAGAGUUGGUGAGACAGAUUGUUGAUGGCAGAGAGAGUAGUGUCACUUUCGACGAGUUUCCUUAUUUCCUAAGCGAGAAAACUAGGCUUUUGUUGACAAGCGCUGCUUAUGUUCACCUAAAGCAGUUUGAUAUCUCAAAGCACACACGUAAUCUUGCACCUGCAAGUAAAGCCAUUCUACUCUCUGGACCUGCUGAGUUUUAUCAGCAAAUGCUUGCAAAAGCAUUGGCUCAUUACUUUGAAUCAAAACUCUUGCUACUAGAUAUAACCGAUUUCUCUAUUAAGAUACAGAGCAAGUACGGAUGCGUCAAGAAGGAACCUUCUCACAAGAGGUCUAUUUCUGAGAUGACAUUGGACAAAAUGUCGAAUUUGAUGGGUUCUUUGUCAGCGCUCUCCCAAAGGGAAGAACCAAGAGGGACCUUGCGUAGGCACACAAGUGGCAACGAUCUUAGCUCAAGGGGCUUUGAGGGUUCAAACUUUCCUCCGCGACUCAAGCGAAAUGCUUCUGCUGCUUCUGAUAUCAGUAGCCUAUCUUCCCGUUCUUCAUCAUCUGUUUCAGGUUCAAGCAGACGCAGUACAAACUUGUGCUUUGAUGAGAGACUUUUCCUUCAGUCACUCUACAAGGUAUUGGUUUCGGUUUCGGAAACCAAUCCUAUAAUAAUAUACCUGAGGGACGUUGAGAAGCUUCUUCAGUCAGAAAGGUUCUACAAGCUGUUCCAAAGGCUCUUGUCUAAGCUCUCUGGCCCUGUUUUGCUUCUCGGCUCGAGACUGUUGGAACCUGAAGAUGACUGCCAAGAAGUAGGAGACAGCAUUUCUACUUUGUUUCCUUACAACAUCGAGAUCCGACCGCCAGAGGAUGAAACGCAGCUCAUGAGCUGGAAAAACCGAUUUGAAGACGACAUGAAACUGAUACAGUUUCAGGACAACAAGAACCACAUAGCUGAGGUUCUUGCGUCUAAUGAUCUCGAGUGUGAUGACUUAGGUUCCAUAUGCCACGCGGAUACCAUGUUCCUAAGCAGUCACAUUGAGGAGAUUGUGGUUUCUGCAAUCUCCUACCAUCUGAUGAACAACAAAGAACCCGAAUACAAAAACGGGAGGCUUGUAAUAUCUUCCAACAGCUUGUCCCAUGGACUGAGUAUAUUCCAGGGAGGUAGCAGAGGCCUUGAGGACUCCUUGAAGCUGGACAGAAACACUGACUCCAAGGGAGAAGAAGGUGAAGGAAUCAUAACGAGCGAGCCAAAAUCUGAGACAGCUGUUCCGGAAAACAAAAAUGAUUUGGGAUCGAUUCCUUCAGCCAAAAAUGAAUGUCCCCUGCCUCCAAAAGCACCUGUAAAUGAGGUGGCUCCUGAUAAUGAAUUCGAGAAGCGCAUAAGACCAGAGGUUAUCCCUGCAAAUGAGAUUGGUGUGACAUUUGCUGAUAUAGGUUCACUGGAUGAAACCAAAGAAUCGCUUCAAGAGCUUGUUAUGCUUCCUCUUCGUAGGCCUGACCUGUUCAAAGGUGGUCUUCUCAAGCCCUGCAGAGGAAUCCUCCUCUUUGGACCACCUGGUACCGGGAAAACCAUGAUGGCAAAAGCCAUUGCCAACGAAGCUGGAGCAAGUUUCAUAAACGUGUCCAUGUCCACAAUCACUUCAAAAUGGUUUGGAGAAGACGAGAAGAACGUGAGAGCUUUGUUCACGCUCGCGGCCAAAGUGUCUCCGACUAUUAUAUUUGUGGAUGAAGUGGAUAGCAUGCUGGGGCAGAGGACAAGAGUUGGAGAGCAUGAAGCUAUGAGGAAGAUCAAGAAUGAGUUCAUGACACAUUGGGAUGGGCUUAUGUCGAGUUCAGGUGAUCGCAUUCUCGUUCUUGCAGCAACAAACAGGCCGUUUGAUCUUGAUGAAGCCAUCAUUAGGAGGUUUGAGCGAAGAAUCAUGGUGGGUCUUCCAUCGGUUGAGAGCAGAGAGAAGAUCUUGAGAACCUUAUUGUCAAAAGAGAAAACAGAGAAUCUUGAUUUCCAUGAGCUUGCGCAGAUGACAGAUGGCUACAGUGGAAGUGAUCUCAAGAACUUUUGCACAACAGCUGCAUAUCGACCAGUGAGGGAGCUGAUAAAACAGGAGUGCUUGAAAGAUCAGGAGAGGAAGAAGCAAGAGAAGCAAGAGGAAGCAGAGAAAGCAGAGAAGAGUAGUGAAGAGGUAUCUGAAGCAAAAGAAGAAGUAUCUGAGGAGAGAACCAUAACGUUAAGAGCUUUGAGCAUGGAAGACAUGAGAGUAGCUAAAAGCCAAGUUGCUGCUAGUUUUGCAGCAGAAGGCGCAGGAAUGAACGAACUAAAGCAGUGGAACGAUUUGUAUGGAGAAGGAGGCUCCAGGAAGAAGGAACAACUCUCUUACUUCCUUUAA
This is a messenger RNA of Microthlaspi erraticum, 4212 nucleotides long. Lineage: Eukaryota; Viridiplantae; Streptophyta; Magnoliopsida; Brassicales; Brassicaceae. The record is from the annotation of a GenBank genome assembly.